GCACAAACUCGCUGGGUUCCGAAAGCCGCCCCGAGCCCAGAAGCUUCUCUCUUGCUCCUGGUGGGAGCUCCCCCCCCUUCUCCUCUCAUGGCUCCCACCCUGCCCAUGGAUGCCCUCUGGCAGUACCAGUUCCGCCUCAUCCUGCUGGGGGACUCCACGGUGGGCAAGUCCUCCCUGCUGAGACGUUACACCGAGGGCGUCUUUGUGGACUGCAUGGACCAGACGGUGGGAGUAGAUUUCUACAUCCACUUUGUGGAAGUAGAGCCUGGGGUCCAGGUGAAGCUCCAGUUCUGGGACACAGCGGGCCAGGAGCGAUUCAGGUCGGUGACGCGCUCUUACUACCGGAACUCAGCGGGGGGACUGCUGCUGUUCGAUGUGGCCAACCGAGCAUCCUUUGAGAAUGUUCCCAAAUGGCACCGGGAGGUCCUGGACAAAGUGAAGCCCUUCGAGGUCAUCUUCCUGGUGGUGGGGCACAAGAGCGACCUGGCGGCCGAGCGACGGGUGAGCCCCGAGGAGGGAGAGCGGCUGGCCGCCUCCCUGGGGGCUCGCUACGUGGAGACCUCGGCCAAGAGUGACAGCAACGUCGCCCUGGCCGUCCAGCUGCUGGCCCAGGACAUCUACGCGGCCGUGAAGAAGGGGACCAUGGGCCCGAGCUCAGAGUGGGACGGGGUGAAGAGCCGGGUGCCGGCCCACCCUUGGCAACAAGAGACGAAGGGCAGUGGGGAAGGGUGGAAGUGUCCGUGCUGGUGA
This is a messenger RNA of Sarcophilus harrisii (Tasmanian devil), 750 nucleotides long. Its product is annotated as ras-related protein Rab-39B. The coding region runs from base 88 to 750 and encodes 220 amino acids. Lineage: Eukaryota; Metazoa; Chordata; Mammalia; Dasyuromorphia; Dasyuridae. Gene Ontology annotation, cellular component: Golgi membrane. The record is from RefSeq and is a predicted model, not a curated record. The transcript is spliced from 2 exons. Gene Ontology annotation, molecular function: GTP binding; GTPase activity.